AUGGGAAACGACCCUAAACCUUCAGCUUAUACAUGCAACAUUGCAUGCGACAUUGCUGGAGGAAAUUCAGAAGGCAAACCCUUUGAUAUUGCAGACAGAUUAUUAUUUCCUGAUCCCUCCAUGUCUGUUUCUACAGAAGACCUGAGAUGUUUAGAUAAGGAGAUUGAGGAAAUAGAGGAGUUAUCACCAAGAGGAGUUCUAGAGGAUGAUGGAGAGUCUGAAACAGCAUCUUCCAAGACCAGCACUUCAGAACCAGAAACUCCAAUAAAUCUGAAAUCUGAUUCUCAAUGGCAUGGGUUCAUUCGUAAGCUGAAAAAAGCACCAGCAAAGAGUUUGCAUCCUUUCCAUCCUAGCAUGCCGUCGCUACCUACCAUCAAGAAGCUUGCAAGAAAGAAAAGCACGAAUUCAACACACAGCAUGCCAGCACUGCCUCCCAAUUUAGAUGCUGAAAUGUAUUUUUUCGAGUCCUCCUGGAAGAAUUUCUCUCUCUCAGAGAUCGAAAGAGCAACGAACAAUUUUAGCCCUGGUAUGCAAAUUCCAAGUUUACAUUUUUUAAGUUUUUGCACUUGCAUUCAAUUACACUUGGCAACUACCGUAACCAAUAUGGCUUUUGAAUGGCAAACUUGA
Molecule: messenger RNA, 627 nt
Organism: Ilex paraguariensis (yerba mate)
Lineage: Eukaryota; Viridiplantae; Streptophyta; Magnoliopsida; Aquifoliales; Aquifoliaceae
Source: the annotation of a GenBank genome assembly